UUUGGUACUAGGCCUAUUUGGCGCUAAAGAAAGGUAAAUAUUUCUGUAUUAUGGAACCAUUGAUGCACAGCUGACAACUCACAACUGUUUUGGAAAGACGGGUCCGUGGCAAAACUUCAUAACUUGACAACUGAAUAUGACCAGUUCAGAACAAGUUGUAUUUCGAAUGAGACCAAAGGAAAACAAGAACAUUGUUCCAAGUAUCAAUAUGGCAGAAAACAAUGAAGGAGCUGAUAAACAACUGCUUGAUGCUCUUAAAGAUCUCAGAGUAGGAGAGAAUAGAGUUCAUGAUUACAAACACAAUAUAAAUGUGUUUAGAUGGACAUUGAACAAAGUGAUCCUCAUGACCCAUGUGAAUAUAUUUUUGUAUUCUACAUGUUUUUGGAUACAGAGUGGAACACUGCCGUAUCUGACAAAGAGACUGGGCGUGAAUUCUGUCUGGUAUGGUUACCUGCAGACUGUGUUUGCCAUUGGCCAGCUAGCUGGGGGUCCAUUGUUUGGCCGGUUUGGUGAUCUCUUUGGGGGUCGUGCAGCUAUGAACUUGGCCUUUGUUUCUUCGGCGCUGUCGUACUUAUUGCUUUCGAUGUCAUCAUCAGUGACGCUGCUAUUCCUGUCCAGAGUUCCGGCUUUGUUUAUGCAUGCCAUGCAAGGUGGUCAGAUGAUUGUCACAGAUCUUGGGGACGUGGGAAAGAGAGCUGAUGCCCUGGGGAAGCUUGGGAUCUCAUAUCUCAUAGGAAUGGUGCUUGGACCAAUGAUUGGUGGACAGAUUACAAAACAUUUCAGUGAGGAAACGGCUGCAUUCGUGGCUUGCAUGGGGUCCGUAUUAAGCAUUGUGCUAGUACUGCUGUUUGUGCCACAUAGGACUAAGAAGGUGGAAGUUGCAGAUAAAUCUGGAAGUGCCCUUCUAGAUCUGAGCAAAUGGAAAGAGUUGAUAUUGGCUCCUGGGGCCCUUUUUCUGCUGUCCCUUAAAAUGGCCACAGGGACCCCUAUAGGGAUCUUUCAGAGCAUGUUUCAAGUGAUCGCCUUGGAGACAUUCAAUCUGCCGGCUGAUCAGAAUGGUUUCUUGAUGGCGUAUAUUGGUGUUCUAACCAUGGUAGUUCAAGGCGUUGGUGUGGGUGUGUUGCUGAGGAAGGUCAGUGAGAAUGCAAUCCUGAAGUGGGCCUCGUUCCUCAUGGUCUGGUCUUAUCUCUUACUGGCAUUUGUGGGCUCCAUUCCCCAGUUAUGCAUGGUUUUAGCCCCACUGACUGUCGGACUUGCAUCAUCUAACAUCGUCAUCAACAGUGCAUUGACACGCACCGUCAGUGAAAUAGAUACAGGAUCCAUGCUAGGUCUCAACAUGGCCAGUAACUCUCUCAUCCGGACUGUGUCUCCUACGAUAGGGGGCUACAUGCUGCAGGCUUUUGGAUUCCCGUCUUUUGGCUACCUCGGGUUUUUGCUGUCUCUAAUUGUUACCAUCAUACUCUUUAAAAUCAAAGUACUGACAGUUCUGGUGUGAUGAUGCUAUUGAAGAGGAUGGAUAUCAAAGCAUCAAUUUAAAUAUGGUCUUUUGCUGCGAGGGGAUAGGAUUUUCCGGAGAAAACCCCACCUUUCCGUUAUUGUGACCACAAAACAGACAAAAAAACAUUGCGCCGGGAGCGGGAAUCGAACCGAUGUCGUGAAGGUGAAAAAGCGUGCGUGCAGACCACUGCGCAAGCGGGACGGACAACUACUCAAAAAAUGUUGUUUUAUCUAUAUACAUCAUAGCAGUGCAACGUUUACAAUUUGCAGGUUCGAAAUUGUUCGUAUUCUUUAGAUUUGUGAACGCAUAUAAAGUUAAUUUUGCAUGUUUUCAUUCGCAAUUUAUUUACAAAAUUGAGAACAAAUAUCAAACACAAUAGAGCAAAUAUAUAGUUGUUUCAUUGGUCCAUAAAGAUAAAAUGGAUGUAAAACUACUAAUUUAAAAUCAACGUGUUGAUACACUUAUUGAAUCUGUUUCCCCAGAAUAUGCUGUUCUAUUAAUAUUUACCUUUAUCAGCGAUAAUCAGCGAGGUAUGCCGAUUAGAAAAUCGAGCUAUCUCAAUCAGAGUGGCUCGGUCUUUUACAUAGGUCGCCAUUGUGAAGAAUUUGUUCAUGGUAUGAUAACUUAGACGAGCUGCUUCGCAGCAUCGUCAAAAAGGUUGGUUUAGUAUCUUAUUUUAACUGUUAAUUGUUUUAUAUUCAAAAUAUUAGCUCCAUUGCAGGGAAAUGUUUAAAGGAUUUUUAUGAGCUUUUGGGACAAUGUUUUCAAUGUAUUCAAAGCAGAUUUGUGUCAUUUUAAAAGGAACUAUUCACAGCUUAGCAAAUUUAGAUUUUUUUUUCCAAAUUUGAUUAAAUAAUAUAUGUAAUCAAAAAAAUAAAAAAAUAUUGGAACUAUAAUUUGAACGAAAAUAUUGUACAAUGUAAUAACGUAUAAAACUUUAUUGAAUGAAUGCAAUUCAUUUGUAAUGUUUUAUUUGUGCAUUGGAAAAUAUAUGGGUAAUAAUUACACAUUCAAUUUAAAGGUUGUAUACAUGUAUUUGUUUUUUUUAUCCAACUUUUACAGGGAAUUCGGUUGAUUGAAGCCCUGUUGAUUAAAUUUCUGCUAUAAACCACGGCACGAAAUGACGUCAUUUUUUUCGACAAAAUGACGUCAUAAAUCUAGCAAAAUUUUUCAGUUAAACUAAUAUUUUUUAAAUUAAAAGGUUUACUGAAUAAAAAGUGGGAUAAAUAGAUUAAUAUAUUAGAUUUGAUUAUUGAUCAGGUUUAUCAUGCUUAACACGAUAACGAAAAAGCACUCGCCAAGGCUCGUGCUUUUUGUUUUCUUAGCCUUCCACGAUAAACCUUAUCUAUAAGCAACACUCACCUAUUAUUCUCUAUAUAUGGUUGAGUGGCUUAUGUUGCUGUACAGAUAUUACUGAUUAUUAAUGUUUUGUAUUUUAGCCAUUUACUGCCACAAAUCUUACGUUUUAAAAAUACACAAUCAGUGAAUUAGUCCCUUUAAAAAAAGUUGUUAUGAUCAUAAUAUUUUUCUGAAUUGCUUUAUAUAUGUUGCUUUUAUAUUUGUUGUCGGUUCUAAUAAAUAUAGUCAUUUAUUUAAAAGUAUUUCGCUUUUAUGUUUGAAACAGAUUUUUGCAUUGAGUGUGUUAAAAUAAUGUAUAUUUGGUAUAAUCUAGUGGUAAUAGAUUCUUGAUUAUAUAAUGUACGUAACAUAGAUUUAUUGCUUUAAGAAAUUGUUGGGAAGACUGGCUACUUUACUGUUGAAAUGUUGAAUAAAAGGUACAGUUCAUGACAGAGUCCACUUGUGGGCCCAUACUGGUUGCAAGAAAUGUCACUGUAUAUGGGCCUAAGGCUUAAUAUGGAAGGAAUAUACAAUUGGCACCUGUUGCUAAAACUCGCUUGUCUUGAACAUCUGGUUGCUCAAAAUUUCAAGGUACUGUUAUUGUAUUUCUAUAUAUUCACCUCAAUUUGUGUCGGUUGACUCAAAUUAAUAGUGGUGGAAUGUUAUGAUGGCUCACACUGUUUUGUAAGUCGAAAAUAUAAAUGUUCACUCCUUAUUGUGUUUGUUUUGCGGAAUAACACUUUAGGUCAUAAAAAGUUGUAAGUCUUUAAGUGCCCUGAAUAUUGUCAAGCACUAUCUAGAGAUGCUAGAAUUCUCAGCUUUUUCACACUAUAACUUGACUAUGCUUGGGUAAAGUAUGGCAGUUCAAUCUAAGAAGUGUGCAUAGAACAUCUACUAAGAUUCUGAUCAUGGCUACAUUGCAAUAAUACUACUCAGAUUUAUACUUUUAUUAAAAAGAAGGAAUCUAUUAAAAUCUAUAACUUUUGCAAUGUUUCUGUACAUUAAAAAAUCAACUGUUCUACACUCAUUGUAUUUUUUUUAAAGAAUUUAUGGAAAUUAAAAAUCAACAGUUUUAUACUCAUUGUAUUACCAGUUAUUUAAAAAAAAACAAUUUAGUUAAAAACUUGAUUACGCUUGUGCUAACAUCCUUGUGCUUAUUUACAAUGUGAAUAUGUGCUUAGCUACUACUCAUUCAUACGAAUAAAUGGUUUAUAGAUGUGUGUUUGAACUGUCAUAAAGUAAUCGAGUAAUACAAACAAAUAACACAUAUUUGGUUAUAGCUUAUUGAUAUGUAGCAUGUUUUAAGACAGAAACAAUUUAAAAAAUCUCAUUUGAUUUUGUUGCUUAAAGAAGUAAACAAAAUAGGAAUUGACACAACAAGUUUCACUCUUUCCUAAUAUAUUUUGCCUCAAUAGACGUUUUCAAAGUUUGUUUUCACAAAUUGGCUACAUUUUCUUUAUGUAACUCAACAAACAAAAAAAUGUAUGUUUGGGAUAAAUAUAAAUUGCCACAGAACAAUUUUGACUCUUUCCUGAUAUGCCUAUUAAGACGAAAUAUAUCAGGAAAGAGUGAAACUUGUUAUGUGUAAAUUUAUAUUUAUCCCUACUGGAUACGAACUGAGUAAAGUAGGAAUUGUUUAAUGUUUCAAAUUUUUAUGCUCCCCCAAAAUUUAAUUUGGGGGGGGGGGAGCAUAUAUUCAACGCUUCGUCUGUCCCUGCGUGUGUGUGUGCGUCUGUCUGUCCGUCUGUGCACAAUUUUUUCCGGGCUAUUUCUCAGCAAUUAAUGACCGGAAUUCAAUGAAACUUUAUGGGAAGCUUCACUACCAAGAGGACAUGUGCAUAUUAUCAGCCGGUUCUGGUCGGAUGAUUUUUCACAGAGUUAUGGCCCUUUGAAAUUUUCCAUUAACUGUACAUGUAGUGCAAUUCUUGUCCGGGCUAUUUCUCAGCAACUAAUGACCGGAAUUCAAUUAAACUUUAUGGGAAGCUUCACUACCAAGAGGACAUGUGCAUAUUAUCAGGCGGUUCUGGUCGGAUGAUUUUUCACAGUUAUGGCCCUUUAAAAUUUUCCAUUUACUGUACAUACAGUGCAAUUCUUGUCCGGGCUAUUUCUCAGCAACUAAUGACCGGAAUUCAAUGAAACUUUACGGGAAGCUUCACUACCUAAGGAUAUAUGCAUAUUAUCA
Molecule: messenger RNA, 5018 nt
Organism: Dreissena polymorpha
Lineage: Eukaryota; Metazoa; Mollusca; Bivalvia; Myida; Dreissenidae
Product: solute carrier family 22 member 18-like
Exons: 10
Coding region: 137-1495 (452 amino acids)
Biological process (GO): transmembrane transport
Molecular function (GO): transmembrane transporter activity
Source: RefSeq, a predicted model, not a curated record